This is a messenger RNA of Xiphophorus maculatus (southern platyfish), 1374 nucleotides long. RefSeq names its product histone H2A.V-like. The coding region runs from base 349 to 954 and encodes 201 amino acids. NCBI's taxonomy places the organism in Eukaryota, Metazoa, Chordata, Actinopteri, Cyprinodontiformes, Poeciliidae. Gene Ontology annotation, cellular component: U2 snRNP; U2-type spliceosomal complex; nucleosome. The transcript has a single exon. The record is from RefSeq and is a predicted model, not a curated record. Gene Ontology annotation, molecular function: protein heterodimerization activity; structural constituent of chromatin; RNA binding.
CACAUCUAAAAACUGCAGGACUGCGGCCCUCGAGGCCUGGAGUUUGACACCUGUGUCAUAAGCCCUUUGCAGGUUAUCUUUUAACUUUGCAACAUAAGAGGAAUGCUGAUGGUCCCCAUCUUCAUCCAGAGAUGUCCCAAAGCACACAUCCACUGGGAGUUUUGCUUCUCGCCCGAACAUUAGAAAAUAUGGAGAAAAUCCAGUAGCAUCACAUUUGGUGCUAUUAUAAGCGUGCACCAAGUGAACAACAUGCUGGCUCCAUUGUCUUUUCUUUUCUUGAUUCAACGUUCCCAGCAUGGAUAGCAAAGUCCUAUUAAAUAGCCCAACGCCGGCGGCACUCUGAGCGCCAUGUCGAGCCAAGGAGGAAAGAAAAAGACAACCAAGACGUCCCGGUCCACCAAGGCCGGCGUCAUCUUCCCUGUGGGGUGCAUGCUGCGCUACUUCAAGAGGGGGCUGCCGAAAUAUCGCAUUGGCGUGGGAGCGCCGGUCUACCUGGCUGCCGUCCUCGAGUACCUGACCGCUGAGAUCUUGGAGCUGGCUGGCAAUGCAACGAGAGACAGCAAAAAGGGCCGAGUGACGCCGCGACACAUCCUGCUGGCCAUCGCCAACGACAAGGACAAAGACGGGAACCUGAAAGGCGAUGGCCUCUGCUGCUACCUUAAGAAAGAGUCGGUGGCUCUGGCUGUGCGUCUGAUUGAUGAGUCAGAGGUCAGAGGUUAUAAACUCCCUGUGGAAGCAGCUCGCUUUGAGCUAAAGGGUCAGUAUGACGCCAGCAAGAAGAAGAAGAAAAGCAAAGAUUACAAAAAGAAGAUGCACCAGCAACAGAAACAGCUGGACUGGAGGCCCGAGAAGCAAGGAGAACUCAGGAAGAGGCAUGAAAAAGUUGUCAUCAUCAGAAACAUGUUUCAUUCCAGCGGUGCCUCCAUUUUAUGUAGCCCAAUUAUACCGCUCUAACGUGGGUAAGGGCCCCUGAGUUCCUUAAACUCAUUAAGUUACAAAUAAUAACUAUUACACUCUCGUGUUUAAACCUAUGUUGAGUUUCACUCACCUUAGAGUAAUGAUAUACUAGUACUUUUCUUUCCUUCUCACCAAAUAAUAUAGAUUUGAAUAGGAAUAAUACACUCAAAAUACAGUUCUGAAUAGAUCAAACACACACCUGUAUGAGAGUUGAACAUAUAUUAAACACAAUAACAAAUGCACAAAAUGCAAAAUGUUUCACUCUUUUGAUUUUAGAACCUAUAUUAAUCAAUGUGGGCCCACACUUUAAUGUUCAGCUAAGCCGGCAAUAACUAAGUAAAAUAUAGUCCCAAAAAAAAAAAACCCUUGCAGGCCUGAUGUGUUGACGAAACGUGGAACUCCACUCCAAGUGAAGAC